This is a messenger RNA of Zea mays, 1555 nucleotides long. Its product is annotated as acetylornithine aminotransferase, mitochondrial. Lineage: Eukaryota; Viridiplantae; Streptophyta; Magnoliopsida; Poales; Poaceae. The coding region runs from base 9 to 1376 and encodes 455 amino acids. The transcript has 3 exons. The record is from RefSeq and is marked validated. Gene Ontology annotation, biological process: arginine metabolic process. Gene Ontology annotation, molecular function: pyridoxal phosphate binding; identical protein binding; transaminase activity. Gene Ontology annotation, cellular component: chloroplast stroma.
GAUCUGCCAUGGCCUCGCUCCAGUCCUUUCUCGCCGUCAAACCGGCCGCCGGCUGGGCCGCUCCGUCCCGCCGCGCGCGCGUCGCGGCCUUCCUCGCUCCGCCGCCCCCGACCACCGCGGCCGCCGUGGGGGCGGCGCGGCGGGAGCUGUCGGCCGCGAGCCUGGCCGUCGUGGACGGCGAGGCGCGGUACCUCGUCGGCACCUACAAGCGGUCCCGCGUCGUCUUCGAGCACGGCCGCGGGUGCAAGCUCUACGAUACCGACGGCCGCGAGUACCUCGACAUGGCCGCCGGCAUCGCCGUCACGGCGCUCGGCCACGCGGACCCAGACGUGUGCGCCACCAUCGCGGAGCAGGCCGGUAAGGUCGUCCACGUCAGCAACGUCUUCUACACCAAACCCCAGGUGGAGCUAGCCAAGCGGCUCGUUGAGGUGUCGUUCGCGGACCGCGCCUUCUUCGCCAGCACUGGCACGGAGGCCAACGAGGCGGCCAUCAAAUUCUCCCGCAAGUUCCAGCGGGCCGCACACCCGGAGAGCGGCGACCCGCCCACGGAGUUCCUGGCGUUCAGCAGCAGCUUCCACGGCCGGACCAUGGGCGCCGUCGCGCUCACCAGCAAGUCGCAGUACCGGGAGCCCUUCGCGCCCGUCAUGCCUGGGGUGACCUUCGUGGAUUACGGCGAUCUGGAGGCGGCCAAGAAGUUCGUACGGUCCGGCAGGGUCGCUGCUGUCUUCGUCGAGCCCGUGCAGGGUGAGGGUGGCAUUCACAGUGCCACCAGGGAGUUCUUGCAGGGGCUGCGGGACGCCUGUGACGAGGCGGGAGCCCUCUUGGUCUUUGAUGAGGUGCAGUGUGGUUUCGGGCGCACAGGCCACCUCUGGGCGCAUGAGGCGUACGGAGUGGAACCAGACAUAAUGACCUUAGCGAAGCCACUGGCCAACGGCAUUCCCAUCGGCGUUGUCCUGGUGAAGGAGAAGAUCGCCGCAGCCAUAAACUACGGCGACCACGGCACGACGUUUGGCGGCGGGCCUCUCGCCUGCCAGACCGCGAUAACGGUGUUCGACAAGAUCACGAGACCCGGUUUCCUGGCCGAGGUGUCGAGGAAAGGGGAGAGCUUCAAGCAGCUGCUCCGCGCCAAGCUGAGCGGGAACCCGCACGUGAGGGAGGUCCGCGGGGUCGGCCUUCUCGUCGGCGUCGAGCUGGACGUGCCAGCUGGUCCUCUGGUCGACGCGUGCUUGGACGCCGGCGUCGUCGUGCUGACUGCCGGUAAGGGCAAUGUGGUGAGGCUGGUGCCGCCGCUCAUCGUCUCGGAGAAGGAGCUGGAGCAUGCCGCGGAUGUCAUAAGGGACUGUCUACCGGCGCUCGAUGUCGUUGCUGCUGCCUAAUGUAUAUGGUGGUGCAAUAGGUCCGGAUAUGAAACCUGAUUCCAAAUUUUGGAAUCGAAUAAAUUUCAUGUCGGGCCAAUGUUGUUGUGUUCAUUGAAACAAACUCUUUUUUUUUUUGGAAUCGAAUAAUUAUUACAUGUCAGACCGAUGCUAGCUGUUCCGAGAGCAAAGUGGUUUUA